CUUCUCGAAACACAGACUAUCACGUCUUGCUCACAAAUAUUCUCUUGGAUCAAGUCAAGACUUACCAAGGACAUGGUCCCGCAGAAGGGCAAGGCGCUCAUACUACUGCGCACUCUCAAUGAUCUUCUGCGUCGCCUUUCAAAGAUGGGCUCUACGACGAUAUUUUGUGGUCGUAUAUUGACCUUUCUGAGUGGCGUUUUCCCUCUGGGUGAAAGAAGUGGUGUCAAUUUGCGAGGAGAGCACGGACCCAUGUGGGAAGGU
Molecule: messenger RNA, 261 nt
Organism: Suillus fuscotomentosus
Lineage: Eukaryota; Fungi; Basidiomycota; Agaricomycetes; Boletales; Suillaceae
Product: THO complex, subunit THOC1
Exons: 1
Biological process (GO): mRNA export from nucleus; regulation of DNA-templated transcription elongation
Cellular component (GO): THO complex part of transcription export complex
Source: RefSeq, a predicted model, not a curated record